UAUCGACAUACAUGGACCACGACGGCUUGCUUUGCGACGAAGUUUUGGACUUCACUCCUCCGCCGCUAAAUGAGUCGAGUGCCGUAGAGCUGCGGCGGUUGCAGCAGCCUAGUGUAGCCUACAAUGCGGCGGCGCCGUUUUCCAGGGAAGAAUUUGAAGAGGCGGUUCGAAUUCUGGUGGAGAAUGAGAGGAAGCACAUGCCGGAACCGGGUUAUGCCGAUUACCUUCAAUCCAACACUUUGGUUUACAAUGCUAGGUUCAAAGCUGUUCACUGGAUUAUUGGGUCUCAAAAGCGGCUGAGUCUCUCCCCCGAAAGCAUAUUCUGUGCAGCAAAUUACAUUGAUCGCUUCAUAUCUUUAAGAAAAUGCGAAGGAUGGGAGUGUUGCAUAUUCGAUUUACUAUCAAUUGCAUGCUUGUACGUGGCUUCUAAAUUCAACGAAACCCACCUUCCUUCAUUGCAUGCAAUUCAGAUGGAGGGGAUAGAGCAUCCCUUUGAAGAUGACCUAGUUAGACGGAUGGAGUUGAGCCUUGUGGAGGCUCUUGGAUGGAAGAUGAAGUCUAUAACUCCUUACUCUUACCUGCAACUCGUUGAAUGGAACCAUACCCUCAUCCCUUGCAAUUUUACUGUAGAAGACGAUGUGUUGAUGAAAACAUCACAUGCUGUGACUGAGAUGCUUCUUGGCCUACUCUUUGAUCCAAAGUUUCUAGAGUUCCGACCGAGUGUUGUGGCAGAAGCUACACUUCAGUGCGUCCUCAAAGAUGUAAUUAUUCCUAGCCGAGGUUGCAACCUGCACUAUUCCGAACAUUUCACUUCUCUCCUUCCUCAAGAUCAACAGGAUGGUUUGAAAGUGUGCCUUGAGAUGAUGAAUAAGAGAAGAUCAAGAGAAGAAACAAAAGAGGAGUGCGAGUCCUCUACUAGCAACAAUAAUCAUAGUAUUGAUGUAUCAAGUGGAAAGAGGAAGAGGGAAAUCGUUCUUCAAAACUGGGGAGGGGAGCAAAAAAGAGUGAAGGAAAGUCGAGGUGGAUAGCUAAUACUCCGUACAUAUAUAUUAUGUCUAUAUGUGUGUGAGUAAUGUAUGUGUACAAAUAUUUGUAUACAUGUUUAUUUUUACAUGUGUAAAACUGGAGUAUUAUAUGUCCACAUCAGUGAAAAUAAGCAUGAAACAAUUAUAUCAUAUUAUUCAUUUAUAGACAUUAUAUAAAUGUAGCAAUUCAUAUUGAUAACAUUAUACGCAUUAUUACAAUAAAGACAUUUACAUAAUUCAAGUCUGAAUGUUUUGCUUAUACAGAUUGACUUAAAGUGUUUGGCUAUAGCAAACUUUUUACAAAAAUGCGCUAUAUCUUAUUUCAUAAUUUCAUAUUUCCA
Messenger RNA from Cuscuta epithymum, 1366 nucleotides. Lineage: Eukaryota; Viridiplantae; Streptophyta; Magnoliopsida; Solanales; Convolvulaceae. The record is from the annotation of a GenBank genome assembly.